This is a messenger RNA of Poeciliopsis prolifica (blackstripe livebearer), 1961 nucleotides long. RefSeq names its product ess-2 splicing factor homolog (gene ess2). Bases 241 to 1668 code for a protein of 475 amino acids. The record is from RefSeq and is a predicted model, not a curated record. Lineage: Eukaryota; Metazoa; Chordata; Actinopteri; Cyprinodontiformes; Poeciliidae. Gene Ontology annotation, cellular component: catalytic step 2 spliceosome. The transcript is spliced from 10 exons.
CGUAAUUACGUUGCGUGUACGGUGGUGUACGGUGUCGUAAUGGCUAAAAGUUAGAUGAAACGUUAUACUUAGCAAGGCUGACUCUUCUUUUAGUCUUUGUAUAUUUAUUUCCUUAACUUUAUUUUAAACAUAUUCUAUUUUUGAGUUGAAAUACGCCCUUUGGUAUCAUUUAGAAGUCGGGUUUUUUGUCGCAAUAGAGUCGCCGUUAGCCUUUGAGCUAAAAGGCUAACAGGCUCCACAAUGGAGGGAAGCGCCAGUGUUCGGAGAGCCUUGUCCGGGACUCUGGUUCCGUCAGCGGUCACAACCGUGGCUCUGUGUCAGCCUGAGGACAAAGAGGAAGGAAAAUUUAAGAGAAAAGUUCUCGAUGAAGAGGAUUAUAUUCAGAGCUUGGAGAAAAUUAUCCAAAGGGACUUUUUCCCAGAUGUCACCAAACUUCAAGCACAAAAGGAAUACCUUGAAGCGGAGGAAAGCGGAGACCUUGUGAAGAUGAGAGAGAUAUCCAUUAGAUACGGCUCAUCAUUGAACAAAUCUACACCGCAAACCUCUGCACCUUAUUUGACUCCUGCCAGUUUUGAGACACCAGUCGGUCACUUGGGAUCGCCAUCCUCCACUUUUUGCAGUAAAAGUUCAGAUUUGGAGAGAAAGGAUGAUGACAAAGAAGAAAAAGAGCUGCCUGGUCUGGAUCGUUUUCUUGCUAAAAACACCAGUGAAGAUAAUGCAUCCUUCGAGCAGAUAAUGGAUCUCGCAAAAGACAAAGAGAAACUGAAGCACGCUUGGUUAUAUGAGGCAGAGGCUGAAUUUAAACAGCGCCACGAGGAGAACCUCGCCCUCCCGUCAAUGGAGAAAGCCGCUCUAGAAUGCGUUAAAGCUGGACUGGAAACGUGGGAGUACAAAGCAAAAAAUGCCUUGAUGUACUAUCCAGAGGGUGUUAAAGAUGAUGAUGCGAUCUUUAAGAAGCCCAGAGAGGUGGUGCACAGGAACACUCGGUUUGUUGGAGAUCCGUUCAGCAAAGCUCUGAACAAAAGUCAGAUUCAACAGGCUGCUGCCCUCAAUGCACAGUUCAAACAGGGUAAAGUGGGCCCUGAUGGGAAGGAGCUAAUACCGCAUGAAUCCCCAACAGUGAAUGGAUAUGGCUUUGAAAGGACUCCAUCACCUGCCCCUGGAGUUGCUGAUUCGCCUCUGAUGACCUGGGGAGAAAUAGAGAGCACACCGUUCCGUCUGGAUGGAUCAGAUACGCCAUAUGUUGAGCGAAAUCAUGGCCCAUCAUUCAAGAUUCCCGAACCAGGACGAAGAGAGAGGCUGGGUAUAAAGAUGGCAAAUGAAGCUGCUGCGAAAAAUCGUGCAAAGAAACAGGAGGCAUUGAGGAAGGUUACAGAGAACCUUGCAAGUCUUACGCCUAAAGGUCUGAGCCCGGCCCUGACGCCCGCCCUGCAGCGGCUUGUAAAUCGGACUUCAAGCAAAUACACAGACAAAGCGCUGCGGGCAAGUUACACGCCGUCGCCCUCGCACAGAGUCACCCCCUGCAAGUCUCCCUUUGCCGGACCAGUCACUCCUUCAGGAACGCCAACGCCCACCAAAGCUAAGACGCCGAGCGCGCAGGACCUCACAUCCCUCACGGACAAUCUGCUGCAGCUUCCCAAGAGACGGAAAGCCUCUGACUUUUUCUAAGAAAAGCUGCUCUAAGUUCAAGAAUUUAAAAACUUCUGUUUAAAAAAACAAGUGUUUAUUAAACUUAUGAGAAGACGAUUUCUCCAAAUAAAGGACAGCUAGAAUUUCUAAUGUCCUGUUGCUAAAUUCAAUGGCAAAUAUGAUUAUUAGUGUCUCUGUGAAAUGCAUCUUGUCCACUUUUCUCAAUAAUUUCUUUCUGAAAUGGAAAAUUUGAGAAAUUAUGUAUUUAUUACGAUCUAGUGUGGUUCUUAAAACUUAUACAAACACAUGGGAUAAUAAAGCAAAGCACAAUA